AGAGCUGAUAACAAUGGUGACCGACGUGCAACUGGCCAUCUUUGCCAACAUGCUUGGCGUGUCGCUGUUCUUGCUGGUAGUCUUGUACCACUACGUGGCCGUCAACAACCCCAAGAAGCAGGACUAGAAGCCGACCUGGAGCGAUAUUGAAUCGGCACCAGGAAACAUUCCCUCCCCAGCCUAAAAAUGAAUUCCCAAAGACUGUGCAGUAGUUUGUGUAAAUAAAAUACACACAUGCAGUACU
Doryrhamphus excisus (bluestripe pipefish) is the source of this 244-nucleotide messenger RNA. RefSeq names its product oligosaccharyltransferase complex subunit 4 (non-catalytic) (gene ost4). The record is from RefSeq and is a predicted model, not a curated record. NCBI's taxonomy places the organism in Eukaryota, Metazoa, Chordata, Actinopteri, Syngnathiformes, Syngnathidae. Gene Ontology annotation, cellular component: oligosaccharyltransferase complex.